Messenger RNA from Carcharodon carcharias (great white shark), 1218 nucleotides. RefSeq names its product family with sequence similarity 221 member A (gene fam221a). NCBI's taxonomy places the organism in Eukaryota, Metazoa, Chordata, Chondrichthyes, Lamniformes, Lamnidae. The record is from RefSeq and is a predicted model, not a curated record. The transcript has 7 exons. Bases 32 to 1000 code for a protein of 322 amino acids.
CUCAUUUUGUGGAGCCACAGUUAGGCUUUCCAUGAGCAAACACACUCCGGAUUUCUUGGCACAGUGGACAGUAGCUGACCUGGGUCUGUUUGGGACCGGAGUCUGUUUGGAUCGGGAUCUGUCUCAGCCGGGAAUUGUUGGUGAGGAUGAUGGUGGCACCCUCUUCACACCAGAGGAGUAUGAAAGGUACAAGAAGGAAGUAUUAUCAACACGAUUACGAAAUCGAUUGUUUGUCAGCUGGACAUCGCCCAAUGGCAUUGACUGCAAAUUAAUUGGUCCUGAAACACAAUGUUUUUGCCAGCACAGAUAUAAACAGCACAAAACCGAUUACAAAGAAAUUCCAAUAGAGCGUCCAAUUUUGCUCCCCUGCAGAGUAACAGGUUGCCGUUGUAUUUCUUUUAAUUAUGUGCCACUGAAUGGAACUCAGCCAAUUCGUUGCAGGUGCAAACAUUUUGCAGAUGAUCAUAAUGAAAUGGCACCAUAUAAAUGCAAAAACUGUGCAGGAUGUGCUGGGUUUCACAGCUCCUUCACCUGUGGCUGUAGCCACCCAACAUAUGCUCAUACAAUGAUUGUCGAGACCAAAGAAGAACGCUUGGCUAGAGGAAGAUCUGUGGGACCAGAUGUUCCCUAUGCUGCCAUGGGAGGACUGACCGGAUUUAAUGCAUUGACAGAAGGAUAUAUGCGGCUAGACUCGAGUGGAAUAGGGGCACCAAGCAAUGAAAUUCUUGAUGCACCUUCUACUUCAAUGGACCACCCUUUUCUGAGAGCGUAUGGACCACAAAUGGAUGCAGUAAAUGCUGGACAGUCUGCAGAUGAUGUUUAUGGUUUAAGUCGAUUCGCUCACCUUCCCACAGCCGAGGAACGAGACAUGGCUUACUUUGAAAGCCGUUACCAAGAACGGCUCAAGAUGGAAAAGGCUGCUGCUAAGGGACAGAAAAAAAUUCCUGCAUCUAAAGGUGAAACUUCACAAGUGCCAAAACCUUCAAGAGGACCAAAAUAAUGAAAGUCUUAAGAACGUACAUGCAUUUGAAUUUGCCUUCUUACUUGCCAUGUAUGUAAGAACAUCAUUGAUGUCCUUAACCCAUUCUACUUCACACUGCAAACUUUCAUUGUUGUCAAUUUCAGAUUUGAAAAUAGUUAACUGGGCCUCAUCAACACAUGUACCUUUGACAUUGUCAUUCUGAUACAAAUAAACAUCUUGGACAUGAAAAAUGUAAA